Perca flavescens (yellow perch) is the source of this 4750-nucleotide messenger RNA. Its product is annotated as neurabin-1. Gene Ontology annotation, cellular component: actin cytoskeleton; cytoplasm; postsynaptic density. The record is from RefSeq and is a predicted model, not a curated record. Bases 367 to 4299 code for a protein of 1310 amino acids. Gene Ontology annotation, biological process: neuron projection development; actin filament organization; calcium-mediated signaling. NCBI's taxonomy places the organism in Eukaryota, Metazoa, Chordata, Actinopteri, Perciformes, Percidae. The transcript is spliced from 18 exons. Gene Ontology annotation, molecular function: actin filament binding.
UGGAACGGAAACGCCCAAUCUGUCAACGUUUGUGUCUUUGGCGGUGCUCACAAUCGUUACUCUUCCAAUUACGCAGUGAGUGAGACUUGCUGUGGUGAUGGUGAAUCAAUAUCAUAAGACUACCUGAUGACAAUGGAGUUUCUAGGGCCUGCCUUCAUCACCUGCUGUCACCAAACAGAUGCAGUGUAACCUUUUUAAACCCACCUGCUCUAUUAUCCAGCAUAUUUCUUGCCUUAUUGCUACCAUUCCACUGUACCAGCACAUCCUUAAACAUUAUCUACCUGCUCGACACUUGCCCAGGUGCUUCCAUUAGCUGUGAAAAGCUCCUCCAGUUUUUUUCUCCCUUCAGAGAACCUCCAUUCCCAGAUGAUGCGGACGGACGUUAAAGGCCGAAGCGCCUCCCCUCACAGGAUAACCUAUAAGUCUGACUUCCACGCCAUCAAAUGUUCAUUUGACACUGCGACCAGUCUACAACCAGCGACCAAACCUGCUGCUGCCCAGCACUCUGCUGUGCACCCAACCCGGCUGCCACCCAGCCUGUCCGAUCCAACGAUGUCCCACAGCAGCACCAGUGGCAGCAGAGGGAGGGUCCACAGCACCAGGGGGACCAAGAUCCGAGACAACAUCUUCCUGCAAAUGGACAACCGGCAGCCGAAACCAGAUGGAGGUCCGGUGAAGAGUUCUGGCUCCCCACCCCUCCUUCCUCCCCGUAAUCCCACCCUACAGCUCCAAACGUCCCCUUUCUCUGCAUCCAGACGUUCGGUCGUCAUUUGCUCGUCUGUUCUGAGCACCGUGGCCAACAUUUCUCUUCCAGAAUCUUCCCUGCCGCAGGAUAAAUCAACCAGAUCGGAGGAGAUGGCGGACAUUGACAGAGCUGCUCUGGCUCAGAAGUUCUCUGUCACCCGGAGGUUGUUUGAGACCAAGGUGAUGGAGGUUGGAGGUGGUGGAGGGCAGGUUUCGAAAGGGAGGGGAAACAAGGCGGAUGGGGAAGAGGGGAUAGUGGGAGCCAGCCAGGUGGAAAAAGAGGGGGCUGGCUUUGAUAAAGACAAAUCCAUAAACCCACCCAUCGUAAAUGUGUCCUUGCCAAAGCCUCCUCCACAGGCCUCGCUGACAAGGCACCCUACAUCACCCGUAUCCGAUGGCCCGGGUGAAUCAUCCAACAAAUCUCCCUCCAGUCUUGACAAACAUGGUCAAACCCCAGCAUCACAAACGGAGGAAGAAAGCACAGCAAGUGCAACUCUUGACCCCUACUUGACUCCUGAGGAGCCAGUGAGGGCGGAACUAGUGGACGUAAAGAACGGGUCAUCAGAAAGUGAUGAGAAUGAGGAAGAAAAGGAGCGGAAAGAGGACAAAAACUGGCGUAAGGAUGAGGGGGGAAAGUACACGAACAAGGUUGUAGGAGAACGUGUGCAGGAGCUAGUGGAUGAUGUUUUUGAAGAGCCCCGCAUGGAAACCCCUGGACCUUGUAGGCCGGAUGUUCCUUCAGAAGAACACCAGGAGGAGUCAGCAUCAGCCAGCGUGCCAUCUAAAAGAGAGACUACGGAAGGCCGGGAAGGUGAAAGAGACAAGUAUCAGCAGGUGAGUGAAGAAUGGGAGGGUGAAAGGGAGGGGCAGAACACCCAGCUCAUUGCACGGGCUGAGGAGUCAACAGAAAAGCGGGACAACGGGGAGAAAAAGCCUGUGGAAGAAAGUGCUGGAAGGACAGAGAGCGACGUGAUGCAAGAGGAGGAUGAUGACAAGGAAGUUGAGCGAUACAGUGUGGGAAAGAGGAAAGGUGGAGAAGAAGAAGAACGCAAACAAAGUCAAGAGGAGGAAAGAACUGAGGGAAAAGGAGGUUCGACAUCGGAGCCGCGAGAGGAGAUCCAGCACGAGCAGCGCAGAGAAGGCAGUGAUGGAAAAGAUGAUAUCAGAGAAGGCGAAGAGGACCAGGCGGGGUGUGCAGUUAUCUGCGGGAUUGAGAACGAGGCUUUUGUGCAUGAGCAGGAAUCCCACUCUCACCCAGAGCAUCCAAGUCAGGAAUGGGAAAACUCUCUACGUGGAAAUCUGCUUUCAUUGCAAUAUGCGGAAAUUCCUGGUGUGCCUGAACUGGAGGAGGAGGAGGAGGAGGAGGAGGAGGAGGAGGGGGAUGCAGCAGAAGUUGCAAAGAGAAAAGUCCGGUUCACGUCAGCACCAAUCAAGGUGUACAGCACUUAUUCUAAUGCAGAGUACGACCGACACAAUGAGGACAUUGACCCGGUGUCCGCCUCGGCUGAGUUUGAGCUGGAGAAGAGAGUGGACAGGAUGGAUGUCUUUCCGGUGGAGAUAGAGAAGGGAGAAGAGGGCCUGGGCAUCAGUAUAAUAGGAAUGGGUGUAGGAGCCGACCAGGGACUGGAAAAACUGGGAAUCUUUGUCAAGACAGUCACUGAAGGAGGAGCAACACAGAAGGAUCGAAGGAUUCAGGUGAAUGACCAGAUAGUGGAGGUUGAUGGGGUGAGUUUGGUCGGAGUGUCCCAGCUGUUUGCAGCCACAGUGCUCAAGAAUACGUCGGGCCUAGUCAAGUUUUUGAUUGGCCGAGAGAAGGCGGGCGUGGAGAGUGAGGUGGCGCGACUGAUCAACGAAAGCCUGGAAAUGGAUAAAACAUCCAAGACGGGAAGAGCAAGCGAGGAUGAGGAUAAUGACUGCAGCAUGUCAGAGAUGUCAGUGGCAGAGGAAGAGGAGGAAGAUGAAGUGGAGGACGUAUCUGUUCUUUCCAGUCUGGACAACUACCAGCUUUGCCUCAAAUACCAGCAGCUUCAGUCGAAACUACGAAACCGAGCAGCCCAACUUCACCACGCCAGAGAAAAGUUAAAGGCAUGGGUGGAGCAGCACGCCUGUUGGGAGAGCCAGAGGAUUGAGCUGGAGCAAAGAGUGGAAGACGGAGAGGACAAAGCUGACAAACUAGAGAAGUAUUGGCAAGAGGCCCAGACACUAUGCAGGGUUGUGAGCCAGCGACUGGCUGAUGCCCAGAGCCAAUCGGAAAGCUUGGAGAUCAAAUACAGCAAAGCCAAGAGACUGGUCAGAGAAUACCAGAGCAGAGAGGAGGAGAGGGAGAACAGAGAAGCAGAUUUGAGAGGACAAAUGGUGGAGAGAGAGAAGCUGCACAGAGAGACAGUUGAAAGACUACAAAUCCAGAUAGCGCAGCUUGAGGGGAAACGGCCUGCAGCUGAGAGAGAGAACCACUCUGGGGACACUUCAGGGACAGACUGGUAUCUUCCAGUUCCUGACGCAGGACGUCUAGACUCCAGCGCUCACAAAGCCAAAGCUCAGCUGGCCCAGAAAUCCAAGCGCCACCCGCCCUCUCGAGACAAACUCCGAGAGAGCUUUAGAAAGCAGGAAGAUGAAGUUGAGACACCACAGCAGAGCGACUCCCUGUCUGCUGCCACGCUGAUCCAGAGGAGCGGCAGAAGUGACCUGUCCAGCGUCUCGUCUUUCUCCGCCCUCAGUCCUCACCCUCCCGGCAGCUCCGUCUUCACGCCCCCUCCCAUCUACAUCACUGGCACCGUCACUCCCUCGUCACGCAACUCCUCCACAUCCAGAAAGUCCAAAAGGAGAUUUCCCAACUUCAGUGGCCUUCGCAAGUCUCUCAGCAAAAGGAGAAGUGAGAAACGCAGCAAAAGCUCCAUGAACAGCAGGGGCUCGUGCGGUGACCUGGUGGAUGAGCCCGCCGGGGUUUCUCCGUCCGAUUCGGUCGCCUCCAUGCCGUCUUGCCUGCACUUCCCGUGGUUCGCGGAGCGCGGGCGAGAAAAAGCCGCGGACGCCGAGAGAGGCAGGGAGAGACUUCGCUCUGUGUCCAGCAGCAGCUUACCGUACCUGACCACCACCGGUAGACGAGAUCAGACGUUGGACGAUGACCCGGUUCCCAGCAAUAACAACCACCAGUGGCAGAGUCGACCCGUCUCGGAGUGGAACAGCCAGCAGGUGUGCCUGUGGCUCGUCGCCAUGAACAUGGACGAGUACGCGUCCGAGUUCGCCGCCAGAGGUGUGGACGGGCCACAGCUGCUCAGCAUGGACAGUGAGAAACUCAAGGCUCUGGGGGUGUGCAGUCAAAGCGACCGGUCCGCCCUCAAGAGGAAGCUGAAGGAGAUGAAGAAAAGAGAGGAAAAAGAACAGAGGAGAGGAGAGAAGAGGCCCAAAGAGGAAAUGGAGAAAGAGAAGAACACAGUUUUGGAUAAGGAAGGCGAAGACCAAGAGAAGGCGAGGGUGAUGAUGAUGAUGGUGAUGAAGUCAGUACAAGAUGCCAGACUCGGUGGCAAAACCAUAAGAACGGAGUCCCUCUUAUAAAAGGAAAGAGAGGUGAUGUCUGAGAUACACCACCAGCACGAGGGCGUGUUUGCAGCCUUAACACGCACAAAAAUACACUUGAAACCAUUUCUAUUUAGUUAAUAGAAACGUCUAGAUCUACUGCACCCAUCCUCACACAUCUCAAAGGCUAUCAUUUAGUAUACAGCAGAACACUGGUUGGUUUUAACUGAGAGAAAGAUCUUUAGAGCAGAGGUGGACAAGUUCACACUCGCAGCAAAUGUUUCUUUCCGUAUAUGUUUUUAUGUACAUGUUAAGUGUGUGUGUGACAAGCUACUGUUUCACGGUGACUGUUUUUUUUUUUUUUUAAAUCAUGAAUCUUAAAUUAUCCUUUUAGAAUGAUCUUUAAUAUUUAAUGAUGUGCUGACUUAAGCACUCAGGUAUUUGCUGUAAAUGCUUUUUUUAUGUAUUAAUAAAUAAUGCUUUAAACUUG